ACACACACACACACACACACAGACACCCUUGACACACACACCCCCCUGACACACACACACACACACACACACAGCUCAUGAAGACGAGUCUUCACUUCUGCCUCUGACCACUGAGACCGAAGCAGCUGACCUCAGCACCGGGACAUCAGAUACACAAUGUUUCCCAAUGCCUCUGUGCCUCUUCUCACCACCAAGACGUCCAAGAAUGGUGAGGCAACGACUGUGGACAUUGACGCCAUCAUGGACAAUGUCAGCAUCGUCCUCUACACACUGACCGUGGUGCUCGGCAUCACGGGGAACUCUGUGGUGAUCUGGGUGGCCGGAUUCAAACUCAAGCCGAAGGUCACCAACGUGUGGUUGGUAAAUCUGGCGAUAGCAGACCUGAUUUUCUGCUUCACACGAGUCCUCUCCCUCACUAAGAAGCUCUUCUUCGACCACUGGCCCUUCGGCGUCUUCCUCUGCAAGUUCAACGGUUUCUUCAAGUACGCCAACAUGUUCUGCUCUGUGUUUCUGUUGGCCAUCAUCAGCUUGGACCGAGCGCUCUGCGUCUGGCAUCCAGUUUUCACAAAGAGGCGGCGCACCCUGUUCGUUGCAAGGGUGGUGGCGGUCUGCGUGUGGAUCACUGCGAUCAUCUUCAGCACGCCGUACUUCAUCUAUCGCCAUAUCCACUUGAAGAACAACCUGACCAAGUGUUCUUUGGACGCGAGUGUAGGUCUCUACUCCCUCCGCUUCCUGUGUGGCUUCAUGUUACCUUUCAUUGUCAUCCUCAUCUGUUACAUCGUGGCUGGGAUUGGCAUCCGACGCACGCGCCUGUCAGGGAAGUCGCGCCCACUACGUAUAUUAGCAUCGUUAGUCGUCGCCUUCUUCAUCUGCUGGGCGCCAUACCACUGCCUCCUGCUGGUGAAGAUGGUGAAUAAAACAAACCUAGUGGUGAAGAUCUGGCACCCGGUGGCGUCCGGCAUUGCUUUCUUUAACAGCUGCGUGAACCCGCUGCUGUACUUCUGCAUGGGGCUGGAUGUGAGAGGGCGGUUCAGGCAGAGUCUGGCAGGCGUGUACAAGAGAGCUCUUGCGGAGGACAUAGACGGACAGACAACCCAGUCCAACGAACGCAGUUUGGACGACAGCAGCGGGUCCAAACAAAGUACUGUCGUGGUGUCGGGAAGGAGUCGGACAACAGUGGAUGUAGCUAAAGUUUGAGUUCCCUCCAGAAAUCUUUGAGCGUUGAAGAUGUUAGUUCUUUGUACCACUAAUAUAUUGUAUGUUCAUAUUUAUAAAAAGUUUUUAUUGUAGUUGUACAAACUAGGGAUGGCUCGAUGCAACUUUUUCAAGUCCGAUACCGAUAUCAAUCCGAUACCUUCUCUUCUCCUCUGUUGUUAAUAAUACAUAGUUUGUAUAGAAGUUCUUUGCUUAGUAUGGACAUCUAAAACCAGCACGUUCAAACUGUGCAACAAAUAUUCUUGAGCCCACGAUUUGCCUGAAGCCAUAAGCUCCAGAUUUAGGAGGGACAUCGCACACGCAUCAAUCAUUUCAAAAUGAACUCACACCUCUUUGUACUUUAGUGGUACAGCCGUGUCAGAAAUAAAAUGACGAUUUGGCAACUGAUAACGAGGCUCCGAAUGUUCAACCAAACGUGGUUGGUCAUGUAACAAAAUAAAUUCGAUGACUUCCUCCGUAACACCUUUGCUUUGUUGCUCUGUGUGUCUCUGUUUACGGCAUGUCGCGCAAAGUUAAGUUGAGCAUUUGGGCUUAAGGUAUCGGAUCGGACGGGCGAUUUUUUUUCUAUGUUCGAUCCUGAAAUUUUGACCAAUAUCGGACCGAUACCAAUCCCGAGUGUCGGAUCGAGCCAUGCCUAGUACAAACACUGGUAGAUGAAGUCGGUGUAAAAAGGUUAAACUGAUUCACUUCCUUUCACCUGUUGAGUUCAAUUUAAGGUGUACAGAGAUUUAAAAUGAACUUGACAUCGUCUGUUAUGAUCACAUGGUCAUUCAGUUGCUACUUACUAAUUUUCUGCAGGAAACAGCAAAAGGAAAAAAAAAAUGUUUGAGAGUUUUUUUUAAAGAAGCCUCUGAGCCUUUCACAUGAAAUAAAGACUAAUAAAUAAAAUCAUGAAUCAUGUUAUAAUGUGAAAAUUUGAACAACAUAAGAAAGAACUUGUUUAAAGUUUUCACAUUAAAACAUCAAUCAAUAGUAUCGUCCUCCUGUGUAUUGUUGUUCAUGUUACUGUAAGUGUUAUUUCCUUCUCAGGCUGAAUUUUAAAGGUCAUAAAAUGUUGUCGAUAUUCAAAGUAUUUUUUGUUUUGAACGGCUGUGCUGAAACUGAUUAGAUAUCGUGUUGAUAUACUGAGGUCUGAGUUAUGUCUGGCAGCAUGUGAUUGAAGUCUCAUAUGAAAAGUGGAACUGUGGUGAGUCUGUGGUGGAUCUAGAGGGACAGGAAGGACGACAGAGGGAAGUGAGACUAUUUAAAGAAAAACCCAGUGACGACUUCAGUCUGACACUGUCUGCUGUUCAGAGGUCAUCCAAACUGCACUGACAGUAAUCUGUCACCUUCCUCACUUUGUGCUGCUCAAAAGGUUUUCAUCACUUUUAACCAAAGCAAAGAAAUGGGCAGUUUAUGGCUUUAGUGCGCCACAUGCAAACGGAUAAUAAAAUCAAACCAGUACAGAGAACAUCAGUCCUUAGCAACCAGUUCAUAAAACACAGCUGUCCUUGCCCUGUGUCUUACUGACACAUCACUCAGAGACGUGGCUGUUUAUCUUGAACUCGUUGUUGUAGUGAAAAGCAGGUUUUAUGGUGGAGAACAUUUAAUGAAUGUGAGCUCACCACAGUGACAGAUAACAAGCGUACUUGUACUUUUCUGUGACACAAUAUAAAAUGUAAAUACCACAAUAACAAGCGUGAAAAUAAAAGCUUUUAAAGUUACAAAUUA
Molecule: messenger RNA, 2925 nt
Organism: Larimichthys crocea (large yellow croaker)
Lineage: Eukaryota; Metazoa; Chordata; Actinopteri; Sciaenidae
Product: C3a anaphylatoxin chemotactic receptor
Exons: 3
Coding region: 157-1197 (346 amino acids)
Biological process (GO): phospholipase C-activating G protein-coupled receptor signaling pathway; inflammatory response; positive regulation of cytosolic calcium ion concentration
Cellular component (GO): plasma membrane
Molecular function (GO): complement receptor activity; G protein-coupled receptor activity
Source: RefSeq, a predicted model, not a curated record